This is a messenger RNA of Ostrinia nubilalis (European corn borer), 2434 nucleotides long. RefSeq lists its product as uncharacterized. The record is from RefSeq and is a predicted model, not a curated record. The coding region runs from base 8 to 1780 and encodes 590 amino acids. The transcript is spliced from 9 exons. Lineage: Eukaryota; Metazoa; Arthropoda; Insecta; Lepidoptera; Crambidae.
UGGUAGGAUGGGAGGGUCGCGAGUGGGGUGCCGCCUGAGCGCAGCCCGCGGUGCGCCAGCGCAGUCUGUGUCUGUGCGCGCGCCGUCUGAAGACGCUUCUUACAUAAAUAUGCGGAUACUAUUGUUGUGUGCCCUGCUAGGGUUCGCCGUGGGGGAGGACGACUGGCAACCCAUCCACCCCGAGUCCAGUGUAUCAUUCACGUCCUAUGUAAAACCAGCUGAGCGCUCUUUAGAACCAAGUGGCAGUCUCAAGAUAUUGAACCGACGGCCCAGUCCGUAUGGCGGCAACAAGUUGUCUCUGAUCAACAUGGCUCCGCCGUCCCAGGGCUCGGACUCCUGCAGUGUGUACAAGAUCUCCAUGAACCAGGAGUUGCAUUACCAGUACAUGGAGUACGAAAAGAGCCUGCCCGACCUCAAGGAGUUUACUCUGUGCAUGUGGACUAAGUUCCAUAAUCACUCCACAGAUCAUCCGCUGUUCUCGUAUGCAGUGAGUGACAACCCCAAAGAGAUUUUGGCUUGGAUUUCGAACACGAACGAAGCGAGUUACUUCAGCAUGGCUGUACACGGACAAACGUUCUUCAGGCUUAACUACCCGUUGAAAUUAAACAAAUGGUACCACUCCUGCCAAUCGUGGAACGGCAAGACCGGCGAAUGGCAGAUUUGGGUGAACGCAGAGAGAGUCGGCAGAGGUUUCCAUAAUAGGCUUGUAGGACAUGUAAUCAAAGGCGGAGGAGUAGCCGUGACCGGACAGGACCAGUCACAGCUGUUCAACAGAGAUCCACCACUGGAGCCAAAACCUAGACAACCUGGUUUGAUCGGUGAAGUAACCAUGCUGCAAAUAUACCAUGUGGCCCUAACCGCUGGAAAAGCACACAAAGACCACAAACAUCACCAUGCUCACCACUUCAAGCACGACGGCACUCCCAUUGAGGCUGCCACCGAACCUGUGACCGAGCCGCCGCCGCCGAUGGCAACUCCUCUGGGUAAUGGAAACUUCCUCGUGGGUGGCCAGCUGCAAAGACCUCAGAACCUCAACCUUGUUGGACCUCAGCAAAUGAUCCCUAUACAACUACCCAACGGUCUUCAAAUUCAACAAGAGUACGUGAACGGUCAAUUAGGAAACAGAAUAGUGUCCGAGCAACUGGUCAACAGUGUGCAACAGAUUCCUGCAGAUCAAUACAACUCUCUGAACCUUCCACAACAAAUACCGGUGCCCGUACAGCAAAUGAGACAGCCGCAGACCUUCCCUUCCCGGCCCAUAGGACCAUCCAAAGGCACUAGUGUCGUGCUAUCAGGAUCUCUGCUGAACCCUGCUAACGUCCAAUACAUUGAUGACACUGUGUCACAUAACUUGUUCAAACGAGACUCCAAGAAAAGAGACAAAAGAGAUAACCCCGAAAAGGAGCUUGCCGAUGGAACAAAAGCAGGGAAAAAAGACAAACGUGGUUUAGUAGCUCUAUCAGAUGGUUCAAUAGUCGAUGAAGCACUUCUAAGCCCGGGUCUGGUGGAAGAUCAAGAGGAAGAUAUUAUGUUCCAAGAAUCUCUGCUGCAUGGUCUUGCCGGAGUCGUAGGAAACCUGCCGGUGCAGAAUUUGCAGAAACAAACUGUGGACGAGAGAGAACCAGCUGAAGCCGAAGUAAAGGCAGUUAUGCAAGUGUGCAGUGGCUGCGCCCCUGAGCCUUUCAAGAAAGCAUUGGUGCUCUCCUGGAGGACUGCACCAAAAAAGUUGUACAGCGGUGCUCACUACUACAAGGGCCUACCCAUUUGUAGGGCAUUUUAGUUUAGUCUGUGCACGGGUAGUUUUAAAAUAGAAAAUUAUCAUGAUACAUUAUCGGGAUUAUUCCAUGGACGAUCACAAUAACUGACGAUACUGGUGAAAUUGUAAUUUAGUAUUUUUUAGAAUUUUUCCAAAAGAAAAUUUGUUAAGUACAGACAUACAAACAUAAAUAGAUACUCAUUUAACUGCAAAUGGAAUAGUCCCAUUUCUAGAUGUACAAACGCCUCAUUGUGGCGCAGUUUAAUGAACAAAGGCAGUGGAGUUUUCCCUUAAGGGAAUACCUGACCACUAAGCCGCUAGACCAUAAGCACAAGCUUUACUUGUUGACAAACCCCAAUUGUUAACUUUACCACUGUAACAUUAUCAUAUAGAUGAAAAUUACAAGUAUUUUAGAAUUACAAUUAUAAUAAGUUCAGGCUGGUAGUUUUAAAGCGCAUGCUUCACUUUACUCAUUAUUUGUAAAAUUAGUCAUUUUAUCAUUCGAUUUGGAACUUGCCAUUGCGAGUAAUUCGAGUUAGUUGUUAUUUAUUAUAGUAACUAAGAUAUGUUUUAAAUGCCGCUUUAUAUUCUUACUUUUUCACUUUAAGACCUAGAAUUGUAACGAUAAUACCAUUUGUUACCAUUUUUAUAUUUUUUCAAAUAAACCCUUGAAAAAUU